AUGGUAACUCAUGAUGAACCGUUUUCCAAUCAUCAGUCUACGAUCUGCAGCACAUGGGGAAAUUUCCACUUCAAGACCUUUGAUGGUUAUUUCUUUCAAUGGCCAGACACGUGUAACUACGUUCUGGCGAUGAUGUGCAGCAGUGUUUCUGAUUUUAACAUCCAAAUGCAAAGAAAGAUUGUAAAUGAUUCAAUCAGUUUCAGCACAGUCACAGUGGAGUUGGAGGGGACAGUCAUCAAACUUAGUAAUGGUAAAACCACCAUGGAUGGCCAAGUGGUGUCUAAUGCAACCUAUAAGUAUGGAAUUACAAUCGAGCUAAGCGCAUCAAGUGUUAAGAUCUCUAACAAACAUGGAUUGACUGUCAUUUGGGAGGAAGGUCACUCUGUAUUGAUUGAACUUCCCCUAAAGUACCAAGACAAGAUCUGCGGGCUGUGUGGAAACUUCAAUGGAGACGACACUGAUGAUUUAAGUGUUGAUGGUCCAUACACAUGGAAGGUGUCUACACAAACUGAAUCCUGUGAGGAAGUUGUAUUUCAACCCAACGAUCAGUGUAAAAACCAGACAAGCAUUUGUCAGCAGUUUCUCAGCAGUUCAAGUUUUGAUGACUGUCAUCGUGUGUUGGACAUGAAUGCAUUUGAAAAGGCCUGUGUAAAUGACCUAUGUCAAUGUUUCGGCAACCCUGACUGUCUCUGCAACACACUCACAGAGAUUUCAAGACAGUGCACACAUGCAGGUGGCAGGCCGGGAAAAUGGAGAACACAGCACCUUUGUCCAAAGACAUGUUCACAAAAAAUGGAAUACCUGGAGUGUGGUGGUCCAUGCAAGAACACCUGCACAGACCCACAAGGAAGCCUGCUGUGUAAAGAACACUGUGUGAAUGGCUGUUUCUGCCCUGAGGGCACUGUGGAAGAUGACAUCGGUCACAAGGGUUGUAUAGAUGUGAGUGAGUGCCCAUGUGAGCACAAUAACAUUAUAUACCAGUCAGGACAGUCAUAUACGCAAGCAUGUAAAACAUGUGUGUGUGCUGCUGGAUAUUGGAGUUGCACAGAUCGUGAAUGUCCUGGAAUCUGCUCUGUUGUGGGAGGGUCUCACAUCACCACUUAUGAUGGAAAAAGCUUCACAUUCAGUGGCAACUGUGACUAUGUCCUCACUAAGCACUCCAGUGAUAGUGAUAUUGCUGUUCUGGGAAAUCUGGCAAAGUGUGAUCAGACCCCAGCAGACACAUGUUUAAAGUCUGUUACCCUUGUUUUCUCAGGGACCACUAUUCGUAUUUCCUCCAGUGGGAUCGUGACACUGAGUGACAACCAACACAGUCUUCCUUACCGCAAAGAUGGUGUGGUCAUCUUCCAGCCCUCUUCCUCUUUCAUAAUUGCUGAUAUGAAGAGUCUUCGUCUAGAGAUCCAGUUGGCUCCAGUCAUGCAGCUGUAUAUUGUAGCCAGCUCUGAAGAGAGAAAGAAGCUGAAUGGUCUGUGUGGGAACUACAACAAUGUCCAAAAAGAUGACUUUAAAACAGCAUCAGACAUUAUAGAAGGGACACCAACAACUUUUGUCAACUUUUGGAAACGCGAGAUCAGUUGUCCAGAUCUUAAAAACACAUUUAUUUCAGAAAGCCCCUGUAGCAUGAGUAUGGAAGCAGAAAAACUAGCUAAAGAAUGGUGCUCCCGUCUUACAAAACCAAAUGGAAUCUUUGCUUCAUGUCACUCAGAAAUAUGUCCUGUGAUUUAUUAUGAAUGGUGUGUCUAUGACACCUGUAAGUGUGCAGAUAUUAAGAAGUGUAUGUGUGCAUCCCUGUCCACCUAUGCCCACGCCUGUGCUGCCAGAGGAGUCAUUCUCAAGGGAUGGAUGGAUUCAGACCCUUGUGACACGAUUCCUAAUUGUUCAAACAACAUGAAGUACUCCUACAGCGUGACCAGCUGUGGAAACACCUGCAGUGCUCUCAGUGGACUGGACUACACAUGCAAUGUGUCCUACACGCCUUUAGAUGGCUGUGUCUGUCCAGAGCGCACCUACCUCAAUGAAGGCAGAUGUGUGCGUGCUGACCAGUGUCCCUGUUACUAUGACAACCAGGUUAUAGAGCCAUUAAAGACAAUCGACAUAAAUGGUGCAAAAUGCACCUGCAGUCAUGGCAAAUUAGACUGCCCCAGACAGGCGGACUGUAAGGCUCCAAUGGUCUUCUUCAACUGCUCAAAUUAUGAAGCAGACCAAAAGGGUACAGAGUGUCAAAGGACAUGUCAGAACCAAGACCCAAACAAUUGUGUGAGCACAGGGUGUGUAUCAGGGUGUAUGUGCCCAAAUAACCUUCUGGCUGACGGUACAGGGUGUGUGGAGAAGCAAAACUGUUCCUGUAUUCUUAAUGGAGUAACCUUUUCACCUGGGAAGCAAAUUCGACAGGACUGUAAUACUUGCACUUGCAAAGAUGGCAUUUGGACUUGUACAGAAAAGAUAUGCCAUGGCACGUGUACCAUUUAUGGUGAAGGUCAUUUCAAGACAUUUGACGGAAAGAUAUUUUCCUUCCACAAAGACUGUGAAUACAUCUUAGCUCAUGAUAACUGCUAUAUGGACAACAGUCCCUCUUUCCGCCUUGUCACAGAGAACAUCCCCUGUGGCACCACAAAUUCCAUUUGCUCCAAGUCCAUCAGUCUCUCUUUUGGGAGAUACAAGGUGAUUUUAUCUCAAGAAAAUGGAUACAAAGUUGUUGAGAGUAACGGCACUGAUUACCAGUAUUAUAUCCAAUCUGUUGGGAUCUACAUUGUCAUAGAGGUCAGAGAUCUUUUAAACUUAAUAUGGGACAAUAAAACAAGUCUGAUGCUCCAACUCCAUCCCAGCUUAAAGAGCAAGGUGUGUGGACUGUGUGGAAACUUUGAUGGUAAUGCAAAUAAUGAUUUUAUGAAGCAUGAUGGACAAGAGGUGACAGAUGCAGUGAUAUUUGGCAACAGCUGGAAGGUGAAUCCCAGCUGCCCAGAUGUGACAGAUAUGUUGGACCCUUGUAAAAAAAAUCCACAUCGGCGUGCUUGGGCUGAAAAACAAUGCAGCAUAAUCAAAAGUGAUGUCUUUGCAGAUUGUCUUUUACUUGUGAACCCUGUCCCAUAUUCUGAUGCCUGUGUACAGGAUACCUGUGCAUGUGACACAGGGGGUGACUGCGAUUGCUUCUGUACCGCAGUUGCAGCCUAUGCAGCUGAAUGUCGUAAAAAGGGAGUUUGUGUGGCAUGGCGGACCCCAAGCAUUUGCCCUUUAUUCUGUGACUACUACAACAAUCACUACUACAACAAUCUUGGAGAAUGUACAUGGCAUUAUAAACCCUGUGGAUCUUGCAUAAAAACUUGCAGAAACAGCCAGGGAACCUGCCCUGAUCAAAUUCCACCCCUCGAAGGAUGCUUUCCUGAGUGCCCUUCUGAAACACUUCUGAAGGAGGACACAAUGGAGUGUGUUCCUGAAAUAAAUUGUAAUUUUACAACAACAACUGUAACAUCAACACCUACAUCAACAACAACACCAUCUACAACUAGUACAACCACAUCAGAGACACCUACAGUCACGUCCAUGACUACUACAACAACUGUAACAUCAACACCUACAUCAACAACAACACCAUCUACAAUUAGUACAACCACUGGGACAACUACACCCACAUCAACAGAGACAUCUUCAACCAUGUCCACGACUACUACAACUACUGUAACACCAACAACUACACUGACAGAAACAACACCCACUACCACUAUAACAACAACAACAACACCCUGCGUGAGUGUUGAAAGUUGUAUCUGGUCAGAAUGGUUUAGUAACAGCAUUCCCAGUAAAGAACCAUAUGGAUUUGAAAAAGAACCAAUCAAUGCUUUAUGGACAUCACAACGUAUAACCUGCCAGAGUCCAGAAAACAUUGAAUGUAGGGCAGUAAAUUAUCCUGAAAUGUCCUUGGAAGAUUUGGGACAAAUACAGUAUUGCAAUACUUCCUAUGGACUGGAAUGCUCCAACGAAGAAAAUACAAAUGCAGAGCGAAAAAUACCAGUAUGUUAUGAUUAUGAAAUACGUGUAAGAUGUUGUCAAGACACUUGUAUAGAAACAACAACACCAUCUACAACUACUACAACCACAUCAACAGAGACACCUACAACCACGUCCAUGACUACUACAACAACUGUAACAUCAACACCUACAUCAACAACAACACCAUCUACAAUUAGUACAACCACUGGGACAACUACACCCACAUCAACAGAGACAUCUUCAACCAUGUCCACGACUACUACAACUACUGUAACACCAACAACUACACCGACAGAAACAACACCCACUACCACUAUAACAACAACAACAACACCCUGCGUGAGUGUUGAAAGUUGUAUCUGGUCAGAAUGGUUUAGUAACAGCAUUCCCAGUAAAGAACCAUAUGGAUUUGAAAAAGAACCAAUCAAUGCUUUAUGGACAUCACAACGUAUAACCUGCCAGAGUCCAGAAAACAUUGAAUGUAGGGCAGUAAAUUAUCCUGAAAUGUCCUUGGAAGAUUUGGGACAAAUACAGUAUUGCAAUACUUCCUAUGGACUGGAAUGCUCCAACGAAGAAAAUACAAAUGCAGAGCGAAAAAUACCAGUAUGUUAUGAUUAUGAAAUACGUGUAAGAUGUUGUCAAGACACUUGUAUAGAAACAACAACACCAUCUACAACUACUACAACCACAUCAACAGAGACACCUACAACCACGUCCAUGACUACUACAACAACUGUAACAUCAACACCUACAUCAACAACAACACCAUCUACAAUUAGUACAACCACUGGGACAACUACACCCACAUCAACAGAGACAUCUUCAACCAUGUCCACGACUACUACAACUACUGUAACACCAACAACUACACCGACAGAAACAACACCCACUACCACUAUAACAACAACAACAACACCCUGCGUGAGUGUUGAAAGUUGUAUCUGGUCAGAAUGGUUUAGUAACAGCAUUCCCAGUAAAGAACCAUAUGGAUUUGAAAAAGAACCAAUCAAUGCUUUAUGGACAUCACAACGUAUAACCUGCCAGAGUCCAGAAAACAUUGAAUGUAGGGCAGUAAAUUAUCCUGAAAUGUCCUUGGAAGAUUUGGGACAAAUACAGUAUUGCAAUACUUCCUAUGGACUGGAAUGCUCCAACGAAGAAAAUACAAAUGCAGAGCGAAAAAUACCAGUAUGUUAUGAUUAUGAAAUACGUGUAAGAUGUUGUCAAGACACUUGUAUAGAAACAACAACACCAUCUACAACUAGUACAACCACAUCAGAGACACCUACAAUCACAUCCACGACUACUACAACAACUGUAACAUCAACACCUACAUCAACAACAACACCAUCUACAAUUAGUACAACCACUGGGACAACUACACCCACAUCAACAGAGACAUCUUCAACCAUGUCCACGACUACUACAACUACUGUAACACCAACAACUACACUGACAGAAACAACACCCACUACCACUAUAACAACAACAACAACACCCUGCGUGAGUGUUGAAAGUUGUAUCUGGUCAGAAUGGUUUAGCAACAGCAUUCCCAGUAAAGAACCAUAUGGAUUUGAAAAAGAACCAAUCAAUGCUUUAUGGACAUCACAACGUAUAACCUGCCAGAGUCCAGAAAACAUUGAAUGUAGGGCAGUAAAUUAUCCUGAAAUGUCCUUGGAAGAUUUGGGACAAAUACAGUAUUGCAAUACUUCCUAUGGACUGGAAUGCUCCAACGAAGAAAAUACAAAUGCAGAGCGAAAAAUACCAGUAUGUUAUGAUUAUGAAAUACGUGUAAGAUGUUGUCAAGACACUUGUAUAGAAACAACAACACCAUCUACAACUACUACAACCACAUCAACAGAGACACCUACAACCACGUCCACGACUACUACAACAACUGUAACAUCAACACCUACAUCAACAACAACACCAUCUACAAUUAGUACAACCACUGGGACAACUACACCCACAUCAACACAGACAUCUUCAACCAUGUCCACGACUACUACAACUACUGUAACACCAACAACUACACUGACAGAAACAACACCCACUACCACUAUAACAACAACAACAACACCCUGCGUGAGUGUUGAAAGUUGUAUCUGGUCAGAAUGGUUUAGUAACAGCAUUCCCAGUAAAGAACCAUAUGGAUUUGAAAAAGAACCAAUCAAUGCUUUAUGGACAUCACAACGUAUAACCUGCCAGAGUCCAGAAAACAUUGAAUGUAGGGCAGUAAAUUAUCCUGAAAUGUCCUUGGAAGAUUUGGGACAAAUACAGUAUUGCAAUACUUCCUAUGGACUGGAAUGCUCCAACGAAGAAAAUACAAAUGCAGAGCGAAAAAUACCAGUAUGUUAUGAUUAUGAAAUACGUGUAAGAUGUUGUCAAGACACUUGUAUAGAAACAACAACACCAUCUACAACUACUACAACCACAUCAACAGAGACACCUUCAACCACGUCCACACCUACUACAACAACUGUAACAUCAACACCUACAUCAACACCAACACCAUCUACAAUUAGUACAACCACUGGGACAACUACACCCACAUCAACACAGACAUCUUCAACCAUGUCCACGACUACUACAACUACUGUAACAUCAACAACUACACCGACAGAAACAACACCCACUACCGCUAUAACAACAACAACAAAACCCUGCGUGAGUGUUGAAAGUUGUAUCUGGUCAGAAUGGUUUAGUAACAGCAUUCCCAGUAAAGAACCAUAUGGAUUUGAAAAAGAACCAAUCAAUGCUUUAUGGACAUCACAACGUAUAACCUGCCAGAGUCCAGAAAACAUUGAAUGUAGGGCAGUAAAUUAUCCUGAAAUGUCCUUGGAAGAUUUGGGACAAAUACAGUAUUGCAAUACUUCCUAUGGACUGGAAUGCUCCAACGAAGAAAAUACAAAUGCAGAGCGAAAAAUACCAGUAUGUUAUGAUUAUGAAAUACGUGUAAGAUGUUGUCAAGACACUUGUAUAGAAACAACAACACCAUCUACAACUACUACAACCACAUCAACAGAGACACCUACAACCACGUCCACGACUACUACAACAACUGUAACAUCAACACCUACAUCAACAACAACACCAUCUACAAUUAGUACAACCACUGGGACAACUACACCCACAUCAACAGAGACAUCUUCAACCAUGUCCACGACUACUACAACUACUGUAACACCAACAACUACACUGACAGAAACAACACCCACUACCACUAUAACAACAACAACAACACCCUGCGUGAGUGUUGAAAGUUGUAUCUGGUCAGAAUGGUUUAGUAACAGCAUUCCCAGUAAAGAACCAUAUGGAUUUGAAAAAGAACCAAUCAAUGCUUUAUGGACAUCACAACGUAUAACCUGCCAGAGUCCAGAAAACAUUGAAUGUAGGGCAGUAAAUUAUCCUGAAAUGUCCUUGGAAGAUUUGGGACAAAUACAGUAUUGCAAUACUUCCUAUGGACUGGAAUGCUCCAACGAAGAAAAUACAAAUGCAGAGGGAAAAAUACCAGUAUGUUAUGAUUAUGAAAUACGUGUAAGAUGUUGUCAAGACACUUGUAUAGAAACAACAACACCAUCUACAACUACUACAACCACAUCAACAGAGACACCUACAACCACGUCCAUGACUACUACAACAACUGUAACAUCAACACCUACAUCAACAACAACACCAUCUACAAUUAGUACAACCACUGGGACAACUACACCCACAUCAACAGAGACAUCUUCAACCAUGUCCACGACUACUACAACUACUGUAACACCAACAACUACACCGACAGAAACAACACCCACUACCACUAUAACAACAACAACAACACCCUGCGUGAGUGUUGAAAGUUGUAUCUGGUCAGAAUGGUUUAGUAACAGCAUUCCCAGUAAAGAACCAUAUGGAUUUGAAAAAGAACCAAUCAAUGCUUUAUGGACAUCACAACGUAUAACCUGCCAGAGUCCAGAAAACAUUGAAUGUAGGGCAGUAAAUUAUCCUGAAAUGUCCUUGGAAGAUUUGGGACAAAUACAGUAUUGCAAUACUUCCUAUGGACUGGAAUGCUCCAACGAAGAAAAUACAAAUGCAGAGGGAAAAAUACCAGUAUGUUAUGAUUAUGAAAUACGUGUAAGAUGUUGUCAAGACACUUGUAUAGAAACAACAACACCAUCUACAACUAGUACAACCACAUCAGAGACACCUACAAUCACAUCCACGACUACUACAACAACUGUAACAUCAACACCUACAUCAACAACAACACCAUCUACAAUUAGUACAACCACUGGGACAACUACACCCACAUCAACAGAGACAUCUUCAACCAUGUCCACGACUACUACAACUACUGUAACACCAACAACUACACUGACAGAAACAACACCCACUACCACUAUAACAACAACAACAACACCCUGCGUGAGUGUUGAAAGUUGUAUCUGGUCAGAAUGGUUUAGUAACAGCAUUCCCAGUAAAGAACCAUAUGGAUUUGAAAAAGAACCAAUCAAUGCUUUAUGGACAUCACAACGUAUAACCUGCCAGAGUCCAGAAAACAUUGAAUGUAGGGCAGUAAAUUAUCCUGAAAUGUCCUUGGAAGAUUUGGGACAAAUACAGUAUUGCAAUACUUCCUAUGGACUGGAAUGCUCCAACGAAGAAAAUACAAAUGCAGAGCGAAAAAUACCAGUAUGUUAUGAUUAUGAAAUACGUGUAAGAUGUUGUCAAGACACUUGUAUAGAAACAACAACACCAUCUACAACUACUACAACCACAUCAACAGAGACACCUACAACCACGUCCACGACUACUACAACAACUGUAACAUCAACACCUACAUCAACAACAACACCAUCUACAAUUAGUACAACCACUGGGACAACUACACCCACAUCAACACAGACAACUUCAACCAUGUCCACGACUACUACAACUACUGUAACACCAACAACUACACUGACAGAAACAACACCCACUACCACUGUAACAACAACAACAACACCCUGCGUGAGUGUUGAAAGUUGUAUCUGGUCAGAAUGGUUUAGUAACAGCAUUCCCAGUAAAGAACCAUAUGGAUUUGAAAAAGAACCAAUCAAUGCUUUAUGGACAUCACAACGUAUAACCUGCCAGAGUCCAGAAAACAUUGAAUGUAGGGCAGUAAAUUAUCCUGAAAUGUCCUUGGAAGAUUUGGGACAAAUACAGUAUUGCAAUACUUCCUAUGGACUGGAAUGCUCCAACGAAGAAAAUACAAAUGCAGAGCGAAAAAUACCAGUAUGUUAUGAUUAUGAAAUACGUGUAAGAUGUUGUCAAGACACUUGUAUAGAAACAACAACACCAUCUACAACUACUACAACCACAUCAACAGAGACACCUACAACCACGUCCACGACUACUACAACAACUGUAACAUCAACACCUACAUCAACACCAACACCAUCUACAAUUAGUACAACCACUGGGACAACUACACCCACAUCAACACAGACAUCUUCAACCAUGUCCACGACUACUACAACUACUGUAACAUCAACAACUACACUGACAGAAACAACACCCACUACCACUAUAACAACAACAACAACACCCUGCGUGAGUGUUGAAAGUUGUAUCUGGUCAGAAUGGUUUAGUAACAGCAUUCCCAGUAAAGAGCCAUAUGGAUUUGAAAAAGAACCAAUCAAUGCUUUAUGGACAUCACAACGUAUAACCUGCCAGAGUCCAGAAAACAUUGAAUGUAGGGCAGUAAAUUAUCCUGAAAUGUCCUUGGAAGAUUUGGGACAAAUACAGUAUUGCAAUACUUCCUAUGGACUGGAAUGCUCCAACGAAGAAAAUACAAAUGCAGAGCGAAAAAUACCAGUAUGUUAUGAUUAUGAAAUACGUGUAAGAUGUUGUCAAGACACUUGUAUAGAAACAACAACACCACCUACAACUAGUACAACCACAUCAACAGAGACACCUACAACCACGUCCACGACUACUACAACAACUGUAACAUCAACACCUACAUCAACAACAACACCAUCUACAAUUAGUACAACCACUGGGACAACUACACCCACAUCAACACAGACAUCUUCAACCAUGUCCACGACUACUACAACUACUGUAACAUCAACAACUACACUGACAGAAACAACACCCACUACCACUAUAACAACAACAACAACACCCUGCUACAACCACUGGGAGAACUACACCCACAUCAACACAGACAUCUUCAACCAUGUCCACGACUACUACAACUACUGUAACAUCAACAACUACACCGACAGAAACAACACCCACUACCGCUAUAACAACAACAACAAAACCCUGCAAACAACAACACCAUCUACAACUAGUACAACCACAUCAACAGAGACACCUACAAUCACGUCCAUGACUACUACAUCAACUGUAACAUCAACACCUACAUCAACAACAACACCAUCUACAAUUAGUACAACCACUGGGACAACUACACCCACAUCAACAGAGACAUCUUCAACCAUGUCCACGACUACUACAACAACUGUAACAUCAACACCUACAUCAACAACAACACCAUCUACAAUUAGUACAACCACUGGGACAACUACAUCCACAUCAACAGAGACAUUAUCAACCAUGUCCACGACUACUACAACAAAUGUAACAUCAACACCUACAUCAACAACACCAUCUACAACAAGUACAAUCACUGGAACAACUACACCCACAUCAACAAAGAAAUCUACGACCAAGUCCACUACUACAACUACUACUAAUACUACAUCCACUACUACUAUGACAAGUACUGUGACACCAACAUCUUCAACUACUAUGCCUUCUUCAACUAAUUUCACUGUGCACACCGAGACGCCUUUCAACUUCACAACACGAGGACCUCAAGUAUAUAUCUCCACCAGCACACCUGUCCCAUGUUCCCAGAAGUGUGACCCAAAGGACCCAUUCAUAUCUAAAUGUGCCAAUGGACUUAAAGCUGAGAAGGUGUAUUACAACAAUGGCUGCUGCAAGUAUGAAUGUGCAUGUAAAUGCAGUGGCUGGGGUGACCCUCAUUACCAAACUUUCGAUGGAACAUAUUAUGAUUUCCAAGGAAACUGCACCUAUGUGUUGGUCCAAGAAAUCAUCCCAAGAUACAAUAUCAGUGUCCAUGCUAAAAACUAUUAUUGUGACUCAGCACAACAUCUAGCUUGCCCUGAGUAUGUGAUUGUGAAUUACAAAUCCUAUAAAAUCAAGCUGACAAGCAACACUAAAGUUGUAAAGGUCUAUGUUGAUGAUGAUGCGACGCGACUAACAUUCAUUAAUGAAGACUUCACUAUCACCACUUCUGGCAUAGGAGUUCUUGUGAACAUCUCUGAGAUUAAAGCUGAGAUUUUUGUCUCUCUUACAAACUUUCAUAUCAAACUUUCAUCAUCCUACUUUCAUGAUAAUACAGAGGGACAAUGUGGGGUUUGUAACAAUAACACCAAAGAUGACUGUAGACGUCCUAAUGGAACAAUCGCCACAUCAUGUGAAAACAUGGCAGGGUUGUGGAUGGUACCACCAGGAUGCAAUGUAACUACAAUUACUAAUGUAACUGAUUGUAUACAGCAAGUGAACACCUCCUGUGAGGUCAUCAAGGGCAAUUUGUUUAAGGAAUGCCACAAGGUCGUUCCUUAUGAAAGUUAUUACCAGGCAUGCAAGUUUGAUGUGUGCCACAUAGGAAAUGCGUCUGCUUGCUCCAGUCUGGAGGCAUACGCCCAGUUAUGUCGCCAGUAUUCUGUCUGUGUGGACUGGAGAAACUCAGCUGAACUCAAAGGGCUAUGUGCAUACAAUUGCACCAAAGGCAAAGUCUACAAGGCAUGUGGUCCCAAAAUUACACAAACCUGCAGUACUAGUUCCAAUUAUAUGGUUUUGGGGGGGAUAUGUCAAGGAGAAGAUUGUAAUGAAAUGUCAAUGGAAGGUUGUUACUGUCCUGAUAACACAUAUCUGGUUAAUCUAACAUCAGAUAUAUGUACAAAUUACUGUGAAUGCAUUGGCCCUGAUGGAUCACCAAAACAGCCCGGGGAAACAUGGAUCAAUAACUGUGAUACAUACAAUUGCACUAAUAUGGGCAUUCGUGUAAAAUUGCCUCGCAACUGUCCACCUCUAGAGCAAUGUGGCAAAGGAUACAAAAACAUCACAGAAAACUGCUGCCAAACCUGUGUGUGUGAUUUCGAGCAGUGUUUUAAGAACAGAUGUGAGGUGGGAUAUGAGUUUGCAGUAAAUAAAACUGAGGGCAGUUGCUGUCCACCCUGUGUGCCCAAAGAUGUCUGUGUGUACAAUAACACUGAGUACAAGCCUGGCGUAACAAUCCCCUCAGACCCAUGUGUGGAAUGUAACUGUAAAAUGGAAAAAGACCCGCUGACUAAACCACAUGUUGUGACUUGUGUUAGUAAAGUCUGCACACCUUGCCCUCGGGGGUUUGAAAAUGUGAAACAACAAGGAGAGUGCUGUGGAACAUGUAAGCCAACAGGCUGCACUUAUGAUGUAAACAAUGCCAGCCAUGUUCUCAAGAUUGGAGAAGUGCAGAAUUUCACAUGUGAAACUAUUUCCUGCCGCACAGUGAAUGGCUCGUUUGUUAUAGAGAAGACCAAAACAAAAUGCACUGUCUCCAGUCAAGCUGACUGUAAGCCUGGGUCUGAAUAUGUGAAACAAGAAGGAGAUUGCUGUGGAACAUGUGAGCCCAUGAACUGCGUUCGAGUGACGAACACCACCCAUAUGUAUGUAAAUAAUUGUAAAUCCACCAUGACUGUUGAAGUGCCGUUCUGCAGUGGCCACUGUGACACCCAAUCAAUGUAUUCAAUGCAAAAGGACAAAAUGAUGCACAGCUGUUCAUGUUGCCGAGAGGAGAAAACCAGCCGUAAAGAGGUGAAGCUGAAGUGUCCCGAUGACAGUGAGAUCCUUUAUUACUACGACUAUGUUGAAAGCUGCAGAUGCACUCCAACAGAGUGUGAAAACCAGAAGACUUACGGAUAAAUGAUCUUGUUAAAUAUCUGCCAUUAAACUUGAUUAUUGCAGAUUUGAUCAUAACUGAAUCUGUCACGCUGAGUAAGACAACUAUGAUUUAAAAAAUACAUAUAACAGGAAAUUGCAAUUCUGAUGAUUUAAACUGUGUGAGACUUUUGCAGUGCAUAAAUGGCAAACAUUAUUAUGGCCUUUAUGUUUUCUUCACUUUUUUUAAUUAAGGGGACUGGGGGCAUUUCGAGAUUUAAUUUCUUCUUUCUUGCUUUAUUAUGCUCUCUGGUAAUGUGUAAUUUAAUGAUACAUAUUUCCUUGUAAUAAAAUUUAUUAUGAUCACAAUAAAGCAAGCAACAA
Molecule: messenger RNA, 13284 nt
Organism: Myxocyprinus asiaticus (Chinese sucker)
Lineage: Eukaryota; Metazoa; Chordata; Actinopteri; Cypriniformes; Catostomidae
Product: mucin-2-like
Exons: 45
Coding region: 1-12945 (4314 amino acids)
Cellular component (GO): extracellular region; extracellular matrix
Molecular function (GO): hormone activity; peptidase inhibitor activity
Source: RefSeq, a predicted model, not a curated record